Messenger RNA from Vespa velutina, 7196 nucleotides. It is a transcript of the gene Ino80, whose product is annotated as chromatin-remodeling ATPase INO80. The record is from RefSeq and is a predicted model, not a curated record. Gene Ontology annotation, cellular component: Ino80 complex. The transcript has 29 exons. NCBI's taxonomy places the organism in Eukaryota, Metazoa, Arthropoda, Insecta, Hymenoptera, Vespidae. Gene Ontology annotation, molecular function: DNA binding; ATP binding; ATP-dependent chromatin remodeler activity. Bases 625 to 5184 code for a protein of 1519 amino acids. Gene Ontology annotation, biological process: DNA repair.
UAAGGUAUACUAGGUUUCUGGAAAGAUCGAUUCUUUGUGAAGUUAUAGUAUAUCUAAUGAAGAAGCAUCAUAUAUUGUCGAUUUUAUAUACGAUUAUCGACUUUUAUAUGAAAGUCUUGUCCAUGGUCAAGAAUCACCGACAUGUCGAUUAAAUUAGCGCCAUCUACUGAAAACAAAAAUGGUGGCUAACAAUAUGCCCUAUCCCUGCCCUGGUUUUAUGGCACGGCAAAUGUCUGCGUUCUCUAGGCUUCUUUCUAUUAUGCAUUUCCCUUCAACCGACAUAUCCAAUUUUAAUGUGAAGAAGGGGAAUCAUUACCUUGCUGUUGAUUCUAUAUCACGUGUGAAAUAAACGAAGCUCUUCUAACCAAACAGAAGGAAAUUACAAAAAUACGUGUAACGUUGUGGCAAUACAGUAAGGGGUAAACGCAUAGUUGUUUCUCCUAAAGCAAAACGGAAAAAGAAAUCUUAUUUUGCUACAUGAAUCUACAAGUUACCUAAAUAUUUUUUAUGGCUACCGAAAAUGCUAUGAUGCAGAAUCAUCAAUAGUACUUAUAUUAUAUACACUGAAAUGCAAAAUAACCACAGAGAUUUGUAUAGGAACGUUGGAUUUUAUACGGAUUGGUAAUGACAGAUAGAACGGGUACAAUGAGGCUAGAAGCUGAAAUGGCUGCUCCAUUGCAUUUGCAAAGAUUAGAACGUAGCUUGAAUAUUCAACCAUUCUUAAGACAGAUUGAUGAUCUAUUUCAAGAGCAUGCUAGCGAAGAUGACAAGUCCAUGUCUUCUGAUUCCUCUGACGGAUCUGAUGCUUAUCUUGAUGAUGUACUGACACGGAAAGAAGAAGAAAGAAUCAAUAAAUUAAGAUUGUAUAAUAUGUCAAGCGUGGGUGAAGAAAGAAGAUGGCUGCAAGACAUAUUGUUGAGUGAUUCUGAAAGUUCAGCGUCUGGUUCUGAUACAGAUGGUCCUAUUACGGAAGAAGAUUUUCAAGAAAUGCUUAAAUUUCAUAUAUUGCGUAAAAAAUAUCAAGGACGUUUUUAUCAAAAACCUGAAAAUAUACAGUAUCAAUAUUAUAGUGCCGGUUUAUUAUCCAGUUAUGAUAGAUUUUUAGAACAUCAAAAAUUAAUAGUUGGCAAUAAAAAAAAGAAAGAUAAGAAACCAGAGAAAAAAGUCAUGAAAAUUAAGAAAGAAAAAAUUCCUCGCCAUAGACCAUCUGAAGAUUAUCAUGAAGGUGAUUAUUUGGAUGAAGAAUGGGAUCGUACGAUACCUAAAGAGGAAGAAUUAGAUGAAGCUGAAUUGGAAGCAAUAAUGCGACAUCAGCCUCGUCCACGAGGUCGCAAAAAACAUAAUAAUAAAAGUCCUGAGGUAAUGGCAAUUAGAAGAAGAAAAAUAUGGGUUAUGAUGUCUAAAAAGGAACUUGGAAAAGUGCAAAGAGCAAAAACUAAUAAUCAUAAGGAAAUGUUAAUAAGUUGUAAAAAAGUAGCUCAACAUUGUAUGAAAUAUUGGAGACAAAAAGCAAUGCAGUCACAAAAAAAUAUGAAAGAAACUAUUUGGAGAGCAAAAAGGUUGACAAGGGAAAUGCAAUCUUAUUGGAAAAGAUAUGAUCGUGUUGAGCGAGAAACAAGGAGAAGAUUAGAAAAAGAAGCCGAAGAACAACGUAAAAUGGAUGUUGAACUUAUAGAGGCUAAGCGUCAACAAAGGAAAUUAAAUUUCCUUAUUACUCAAACUGAAUUGUAUGCCCACUUUAUGUCUCGGAAAUUAGGAAAAGCUUCUCCAGAAGAACAACUCAGAAUUUUAAAUCAAUUAGAUGAAGAGAAAAAUCCUAGACUUAUUGGAAUAGAUGACUACGAUAGUGAAGCUAUGAAACAGAAAGCAAAGAAAAAUGCUACUGAGGCAUUUGAUAAUGAAAAAGCAAGAACAAAACAAUUUGAUACAGCAGCUGCAUCCCAAGAAUUACGUCUUAGUGAUACACCCGAAAAUUUAGAACAUCCACAACCUACUAUUUUUAAAGGAAAUCUUAAGGGCUAUCAAUUGAAAGGAAUGAAUUGGUUGGCCAAUUUAUAUGAUCAGGGCAUCAGUGGAAUUCUAGCUGAUGAAAUGGGAUUAGGAAAAACUGUUCAAUCUAUAGCUUUUUUGUGCCACGUUGCUGAGAGAUAUUCUGUAUGGGGUCCAUUUUUGAUUAUUUCACCAGCUUCUACUUUGCAUAAUUGGCAACAGGAGAUGGCAAGAUUUGUACCAGUUUUUAAAGUUGUACCAUAUUGGGGAAAUCCACAAGAACGAAAAAUUUUAAGACAGUUUUGGGAUACUAAAGAUUUACAUACAAAAGAAGCAUCAUUUCAUGUAGUAAUAACAAGUUAUCAAUUAGUUAUUACUGACUAUAAAUAUUUUAAUAGAAUAAAGUGGCAGUAUAUGAUUUUAGACGAAGCACAAGCAAUAAAAAGCACUAGCAGUAUGAGAUGGAAGUUAUUGCUUGGAUUUAGUUGUCGUAAUAGAUUACUAUUAAGUGGUACACCUAUACAAAAUAGUAUGGCUGAAUUAUGGGCUUUACUACAUUUUAUAAUGCCGACUUUAUUUGAUUCCCAUGAUGAAUUUAACGAAUGGUUCUCUAAGGACAUUGAAAGCCAUGCUGAAAAUAAAACUGGAAUUGAUGAAAAGCAUUUAUCGAGAUUACACAUGAUCUUAAAGCCAUUUAUGUUACGAAGAAUUAAAAAGGAUGUUGAAAAUGAGUUGUCUGAUAAAAUUGAAGUAAUGGUAUAUUGCCCGCUUACAACACGUCAGAAAUUACUUUAUUCAGCAUUGAAGAAAAAAAUUCGUAUUGAGGAUUUACUUCAUUACACAGUUGGCGGUGGUGAUACAACUCCGAACGACAAAAAUUUUACUUCCAAUUUAAUGAAUCUAGUCAUGCAAUUCCGUAAGGUCUGUAAUCACCCCGAACUUUUUGAGCGUAGAGAUGCUAAAUCUCCGUUUUUUAUGUGUACACAAUCUUUUGAAAUGCCAGCAUUAUUAUAUACAGAAGGACUUUUGCACCUUGCUUUACCAUCCAAAGAUCAUUUAUUGUACAAUAAACUGUUUAUAUUUGCUACGGAAUAUAUUCACAAAGCACUUCAUGACGAAAGUCAAAGCAAUUUACAUGGAAAUAUUUUUUCAUUCAGCAGAUUUAUUGAUAUAUCUCCAAUGGAAUUAAAUAAAAUAUUUAUAACUGGUAUUUUAUUUAGAUUAUGUCUUACAACGAUUAUGGAAAGAAAGAUGAGAAUGAUACGUUAUUGGGAUGAUUGGUAUGUAGAUGAUAGACCAGCAACACCUAAAGAUCAAAUGUUGUUGUUACCUAGAAAAAUUGAAACGUCAUCGCAAACGAUCAGUGAUAUCAUUUUUACGGAAAAAAUACUUGAAGGAGAAGGUUUAUAUACACAUACUACACAUACUAUCCAUUCAAUGCCAGAAACAGUAGCUCACAGAAUAUUGCGUAGUAGUAAAAAAACUGCUAUUCAAAUAUUAAAAAAGGGAGUAUCUUCGACAAAGACAGAACAGGGAGAAGAAACGAAAUUAACAUUGUUACCUGAACAUCCUCAUCUCCCACGUCCUUUAAUUUUUAGAUUUUGUCAGCAAACAACUAUCCCUGCUUUCGUUUGUGACAAUUAUCCCAAGGUUCAAGCAAAUCCUCGUAAGUUAUACGUUAGCAAUAGUUCUGCUGCAUGUGCAUGGAAAAGGCACGAAGAUUGCGGUGGACCAUUUGGCCAGACUUUACUUUGGUUUGGUUACGAAAGAGCAAUUUCUCUUUCUGAAUCACAAGAUAAUUCAAAUAUGCGUGUAAGACAUAGAACAUCUACAUUCUCGUAUGAGCCACUUGGUGGAUUAUCUGCAUGUAAUCCAAUAAAUGGAUGGUCUAAUAUUAUUGUGCCAGACAAACAAACCUUAGUAACGGAUGCAGGAAAACUUUCUGUUCUUGAUAGCCUUCUUCGACGUUUAAAAGAACAAGGUCAUCGCGUUCUUAUAUAUUCACAAAUGACAAAAAUGAUUGAUCUACUAGAGGAGUACAUGUAUCAUAGAAAGCAUACGUUCAUGCGAUUGGAUGGUUCUUCAAAAAUUUCGGAUCGUCGUGAUAUGGUUGCGGAUUUUCAAAAGAGAGCAGACAUAUUUGUUUUUCUCUUGAGCACUAGAGCUGGUGGUCUUGGGAUUAAUUUAACUGCUGCCGAUACGGUAAUAUUUUACGAUAGUGACUGGAAUCCAACAGUGGAUCAACAAGCAAUGGAUCGUGCCCAUAGAUUAGGACAAACUAAACAAGUUACUGUUUAUCGAUUAAUUUGUAAAGGAACUAUCGAGGAAAGGAUAUUACAAAGGGCACGUGAAAAAAGCGAGAUACAACGUAUGGUAAUAAGCGGAGGGAACUUCAAGCCGGAUACUCUCAAGCCAAAGGAGGUAGUUUCACUUUUGCUGGAUGAUGAAGAGAUUGAAGCGAAAUAUAGCCAACGGAGCGAGGAGAGAAAGCCGCACGUGGACGAGGCUCGCCUUGAGUCGAGCCUGCACCACAAGGAGAGGGACAGGAAGAGGAAGUUAACCACGUUUCCGGUCAAGUCACUGAUUUCGCAUGAUGAUUCGAAGAGAUUAUGUUUGAUGGAUACCAAUGGCGAUAAAGUCACUGAUAAUUCUCAAGUUAAUUCAAAUGACAAUAAACAAGUGAUAAAUUCGAUACAAACGCAUCAUCAGAACAAUCAUCAACAAGUCGACAUUCCUGAAGAACAUAGCGUUCCUGCUAGUCCAAUCAAGUCAGAGGACGAAACGAGCAAUGAAGGACUAGUCGUCGACGUGGACGGUCCUGUGAUAGGAUCGAAUGCUGAUUCUAGACAAUCUUGCGUUAAUCAGUUUGGAGAAUCGACAAAAUCUGGACAUCUUGGUCACAAUUUUGUAAUGAGUGGAAAUAUUAGCGGACGAAUGCGACCGAGCGUUCGUGGUACUAGUAAAAGAGGAAGGCCACGGGGUUCUCGAAGAGGUGGACCAGUCGGUGGAAAAGGUAGAGGCAUUUUCCUGUUUCAUUCUUCAUCGAAAGGUACAGGCACUACAUCUCAAUCAUCUUCAACGACAACUAGCAGUGUGUCUUCUCAGGGUGAUCAAUCUUUGCAACAUGCAGACUUUGUUCUCGGUGCAUCGUGUUAUGAGCGGCUGACUCGAAGGAGGAACAAGACGGGUAAAUGAUCUCACGUAACGACACGUGGACCGAAGUUGAUUCGGUAUGCUGCGCGUAUGCUCGUGCUACAUACACGAAAAGGAAAGGGGUCGGUUUCUCACUUGUCGUUGACUGGAAGGCGAACGGACAAUAGCAGGUGCGGAGCGAAGGCGACAGCUGUGAUCGAUGCUCUUCUUAGGUUUUCGGAACUUGCUUACAUCUUUCCCAAUUUCUCUCUCUCUCUUUCUCUCUCUCUCUAUCUAUCUAUCUCUCUCUCUCUUUCUAAUUCUCUUUCUCUGUAUUUCUCUCUAUCUUCAUCAAUGUUUUCUUUUAUUUAUCUGAUUAUGUUAAGCUUUUUAAAAUCCGUUUUUAAAUUUGAUCAGUCAUUUAAAUUACUUUUGAUUGAUCGCCAUUAAACAAUUAUGAAAUAAAUAUUUUAAUAUUAAUUUUUAUACUGGAAGAGAUACAAGUUUUAAAAGAAGCCGAAUCAACGAUUGAGACACGUUCAUAGUUCAAAUACCUAUCACGAACAACGUCCUUAUCGUGACCGCUUUAUUUACGUAACCCUUCAUAUUGAAAUGUAUUGUCGUGAUGCAAAUAAAUGUGAAAAAGUUAUUGGAUUUGCGAAUUAUUCCGUCGCGUUUUGUCGCCAACUCGUACCAUACCGUAUCGUACCGUACCGUGCCAUAUCGUACCGCAUCGUAUCAUCGUACACUUCGAUUUUAUUAUUUUUCUAUACCGGGCAAUGAAGUAAACAUAUGUAUGUAAGUAUGAAUGUUCGAAGAAAGAGCUAUUAGAAUGAAUUAGGUUUGACACGAAAUAAAAAUAAAUCUCACAAAAAUUAAAUAAUACAAGAUGAUAAAGAGAAGAACUAAUCUGGUAAGUAACUAAUUAGUCGCUAAAUUUUAAUAGACGCGCUUGGACUGUAUAUCUAUUUCUUUUUCUUUUUUUCUUUUUCUUCUUCUUCUUUUUUUUUUCUUAUUUUAUUUAUCUCUCUUUGUAUCGGUACGCGAAGACCAGGACAGUUCGAUAUAAGUACGUGUGGGCGAAAUUCUCGCGUAGCGAGAUAGAGAACGAAGGACACAAAGAAGCUGCCGGUGGAUUCGACAUAGCUGAAAGCGAAUGGAACGCGAGGAUUCGCGGAAUGCCGCCGGUCCGGCUGACUCAACCCUUCCUUAUCCUAUCCUUCCACUAUUAUCUCGUGGAAUCUUAACUGCGUUCAAUCAUUGAUCACAAGCUCCUUUCCCACCUUUUUUCUCAUUCUCUUUGUCUAAUCCGAUAGUAGCUACUUCGUUGUUAAUUUUUCACAAUUACAAACGUUGGCAAAACAAAUAUCGCUUAUUUUCUUUCAUCCUUUUUCUCUUUUUUUUUCUCAAUUAAUAAAUCGUUCUAUUAAAUCGAUUUAAUGUAAUCGGAACAAGGAGUAACAUCGAUCCGUGCUUUCAUCGAAAAUUCACGAAUUCGUAUUUUUCCUCUCUUUCCCAUCGUCGAGUGUCCACUUUAGAGUCCUCCAGUCGAGGAGAACAAUUUGAAUGGGAUUGGGACGUGCCAUGGAAUGCGUAAGGAUUUGGAUGGGAAUAAGGAAGAAAGGACUAUAUAGAAAGGAAAGUAGGGGAGGAGAAGGCAGCCGAGACACGUUCCUUCUAUGUCCUCGUGCGGCUACUGACCUUCGACCCUGUCGCUCCACCCGCCUUCCUCUAUCUUCGCUAUAUUUCUCAAUCUUUUCUUUUUAUUCCAGACUAUAUCUUGUCUCUCCGGACCUUACGAAUGCUGGGAAAAGAUGCCUUGGCACGAACCGAAUGGUUUUACAAUAUUUCUUUUCGAUGAAUAAAUUGAUCUGUAGACUGAUAUUUUAAAGGGGCUACUGUCCAGAAAACUGACGUUGCAAUCUUCAAAAUUAUCAUAAUACAAUUUCGAUAGUGUUUAACAGAUUUACAUAAACCUAUUUACUUAUCUUUUACCAAGUGAUCAAUAUUUUUGGGUGAUAUUAUUAAAACAUGAAGUACCUCGUGAUACAUCAUAAAUAUUUGCAAAUCGGUUA